This is a messenger RNA of Suricata suricatta (meerkat), 2887 nucleotides long. It is a transcript of the gene BHLHE41, whose product is annotated as basic helix-loop-helix family member e41. Gene Ontology annotation, molecular function: protein dimerization activity; DNA-binding transcription factor activity, RNA polymerase II-specific; RNA polymerase II cis-regulatory region sequence-specific DNA binding. Gene Ontology annotation, cellular component: nucleus. Lineage: Eukaryota; Metazoa; Chordata; Mammalia; Carnivora; Herpestidae. The record is from RefSeq and is a predicted model, not a curated record. Gene Ontology annotation, biological process: regulation of transcription by RNA polymerase II; regulation of neurogenesis; anterior/posterior pattern specification.
AUGGUACGUUCCGCACGUGAGCUGGGUGCUGGUCUGGCCGGCGACGCGCGUGCCCUGUGGCCAAACACUGCCCGGAGUGAGAGCAAACUACCAGCGCAGUGGGGCCGGCGCGAGUGUGCGUGCGUGUGUGUGCGUGUGUGCGAGAGAGCGAGCGCGGUGGGAGGGGGACCAACUGCUUCACACUUUAAACACUGCACUGAAGAAGGGGAGAGAGAGAGAGAGACUGGAGACGCACAGAUCCCCCCAAGAUCUCCCAAAGCUAUCGUCCCACAGAUUAUAAAACAGAACCCCAAAAAUCGAAACAGAGGAAACGGACAUCGGUUGAACAUGGACGAAGGAAUUCCUCAUUUGCAAGAGAGACAGUUACUGGAACAUAGAGAUUUUAUAGGACUGGACUAUUCCUCUUUGUAUAUGUGUAAGCCCAAAAGGAGCAUGAAGCGAGACGAUAGCAAGGAUACCUACAAAUUACCGCACAGAUUAAUAGAAAAGAAAAGAAGAGAUCGAAUUAAUGAAUGCAUUGCUCAGCUGAAAGAUUUACUGCCUGAACAUCUGAAGUUGACAACUCUGGGGCAUCUGGAGAAAGCGGUAGUAUUGGAAUUAACUUUGAAACACUUAAAAGCUUUAACAGCCUUAACCGAGCAGCAGCAUCAGAAGAUAAUUGCUUUACAGAAUGUGUCGCCCCCUCCCGAGAAGGCCGGCGCCGCCGCCGCGACCCUCCUGCCGCACGAGGUGGCGCCCCCUGGGGCGCUGCACCCCCCGCACCCGCACGGCCGCACCCACCUGUCCUUCGCUGGCGCCCGCGAGCCCGGGAACCCGGAGAGCUCUGCUCAGGAAGAUCCCUCGCAGCCGGGAAAGGAGACCCCCUGAACCCUCGCCCCCGUUCUUAGGACGAGGGUUCACACGGAAUAAUAAUAUUAAUAAGUUAAAACACCCUUAACGUUUUUAAGGGAGGAAGUGUAAUAGAUGCACGACAGGCUUUUCAAACAACAACAACACAGGUGUUUUGUGUACAUUCGGAGUUCCUGUUUUGCUCAUCCCUCCACCCCACCCUCCGCACACUAACGUCCCUUUCUUCCCCCACCGGCUAUAAAAGAACCUCUGCGGUACUGAUACUUUAUUCUUUAAAGAAUUACCUCCCCUCCCUCCACCCCCUCCCCGCAAUAAGUUUUGCCUUCCUUUAGGCCAUGGUCCAUUAUUUUUUUUAAAUACAGAACCUAAUUCUGGAGGAAGUGAGAAGGGUCUGCUGUGUGGGUGAGCUAAAUGAACCAGGGGAGGAGCAAGGUGGCCCAGGAGGUGACCUGAACAGCAGGUCAUUGUUGCCUGCCUGCCUCCAAUCCUGCCUGCUUCAGGAGGCUUGCCACAAACAGCGGGGACCUCUUAGAACUGAGUUUACUCUUCAGUAUUUUAUAAUGUUCAGCUUUUUAAAAGGUAUAUAUUUUUCAAAGAGGAAGAAGUGAGGAUGCAGUCAUUUGAGUUGCAACCUAUUCUGAAGUGGUUUGAAUGGUAUCCCUUAGUAACUUGCUCUUGUUGAAAGAGACAUGCAGUUGGGCCAUUGUCAGAACUAAGUCAGGGAAGGAGAUGGAUGAGGAAGGCCAGAAUCAUUCUUGGUACAUUUACUAGCACUUUAUUGAAAAAUUGACCGUGAAUCAAUUGCCUUGUCUUAAUUUCAUAUGUAUGUAUAUAUAUACACACACACAUACACACCUAUAUACACAUAUGUGUUUAUAGGUGUGUGUGUAUAUGUUUAUAUGUGUGCAUAUAUAUUGCAUCUAUUCCUACCUUGCCAUUAUUUAAUCCACCAUGUUUCAAAGUUUUUAUAAUCUUGCUGUAAAAAAAAAAAAAAAGGAAUGUGCACUGAACUUAAAAACAAGAAAAGUCCAAAAUGAUUUAUCCUAUAUUCCUUCUGUUAAAUAACAAAAGUGGUGAAAAACAUUAAACUGGUCAGUUUUGAUUGGAAAUGCUGUAAAGAUGUGGAAUGAAGCCCUGUGUGGCCUUCCUAUCUCCAAGUCUAUGUAUUUUCUGGAGACCAAACCAGAUACCAGAUAAUCACAAAGAAAGCUUUUUUUAAUAAGGCUUAAACCAAGACCUUGUCUAGAUAUUUUUAGUUUGUUGCCAAGGUAGCACUGUGAGAAAUCUCACUUGAAUGUUAUGUAAGGGGUGAGACACAACAGUCUGACUAUAAGUGAAGAAAAUAUCUGGGUCUUUUAGUCAGUUUGGUGCAUUUGCUGCUGCUGUUGCUACUGUUUGCCUCAAACGCUGUGUUUAAACAACGUUAAACUCUUAGCCUACAAGGUGGCUCUUAUGUACAUAGUUGUUAAUACAUCCAAUUAAUGAUGUCUGACAUGCUAUUUUUGUAGGGAGAAACUAUGUGCUAAUGAUAUUUUGAGUUAAAAUAUCUUUUGGGGAGGAUUUGCUGAAAAGUUGCACUUUUGUUACAAUGCUUAUGCUUGGUACAAGCUUAUGCUGUCUUAAAUUAUUAAAAAAAAUAAAUACUGUCUGCAAGAAACCAGCUGGUUUAGAAAGUUUUAGUAUGUGAAGAUAAACUAGAAAUUAUCUUUAUAUUCUAGUAUUUUCAGCACUCCGUAAAUUCUAUUACCUAAAUAUUGCCACACUAUUUUGUGAUUUAAAAAUUCUUACUAAGGAAUAAAAAAUUUAAUAUACGAUAUGAGAUUGUCUAAUAAUUAAAAAGACAUACUGCUCCAUUAGUUUUAAGUUAUCUACGAAUGUAAGGAUGAAAGUUAUUAACGUUCUAAGAUAAAGAACUUUGUCAUUGGCUUGGUAUCACACGUUUCCAAUUUCCUGCAAGCCACCAAGGCUCUGGCUGUGUCUACCUACUUAUUUCCAAUGUAUUUCAGUGAAAAGUGCAAAAGAAAAACCUACCUACAAA